CACUCGUUCGUUUGUGGAUCGCCUCGACCAGCUUAUCGUGAUCGCCUCACCCAACUGCAUACAACACCACCGACAUGGUCGAACUCAUCGACGACAGCAAUGGAGCUGGCCCGACCAACAACGGGUCCGCUCCGGUGAGUCCUGAGAUGAACGCACCAGCAGCAUUCAGCAAUGGAGGUGCAUCGAAACCAAAUAGAUCGUCUGCCUCCGACCCUCGAACGGACGAGGUGCUUUACUCCAACAUUGGCAUCACCACCCUCCUCGACCGCCUCAAGCAAAGCAUCGCCUCCACCCGCGACUUUGCACAAUUCCUCAAAAAACGCUCCAACCUCGAAGAAGAACAAGCCAAAGGUCUCAAACGCCUGACCCAAGCCCAGCUCGAAAAUGUCAAACGCACCGAAAUGCGCGGCGGUUCCUACGCUCACCAACUCGGCGAAGUCCUCCGCGUGCACGAACGUAUGGCCGACAACGGAAUGCAAUUCGCCCUCUCUCUACACCAAAUGCACGAAGACCUCGAUCUCCUUUCCGCCAACAUGGAACGCGGGCGCAAACAGUGGAAACAUGAAGGAUUGGAUGCCGAGAAGAGGGCUGCGGACGCGGAACAGGCGAUGCAAAAGGCCAAGGCGAGGUAUGACUCCCUGGCGGAGGAUUAUGAUCGUGCGAGGACGGGGGAUACGAAGGCGGGGAGGAGGUUGGGGUUGAAGGGUCCGAAGAGUGCGGAGCAGCAUGAGCAGGAUUUGUUGAAGAAGACGCAGGCGGCGGAUGCGGAUUAUGAGGAGAAGGUGAGAGGGGCGAAGAGUCAGAGGGAGUGGUUGUUGAGUGAUAUGAGGCCCAAGGCGGUGAGGGCGUUGUUGGAGUUGAUCAGGGAGAGCGAUAGUGCGUUGACGUUGCAGUUGCAGAAGUUUGCAACAUUCAACGAGAAGCUGCUUCUCGGCAACGGACUGGCGGUCACACCAUUGAGUGAAACGACAGGCCCGGCAGGACCCAAGAGCUUGCGAGACAUGGUCAGCGAGAUUGACAACGAUGUUGAUUUCCAUCACUUCGUGGCUGGACACGCCAGCAAGGUGUCGCGGCCCAGCGAGAUCAAGUACGAGCAACACCCAACUCUGGCACCUAAAACGCAACAACCACGAGCAGCGCCUCCAGCAACAAGCCACUCACCUUUAGCGAUGAACCCUACAAGUGGAGGAGGUUCCAGCUUCACAGUACCCACACUGGGAGGAUCCAGCUUUGCAGCACCAACAUCCGGCAACUCGCAACCCGGCUCAGCACCAUACGCACCCUACUCACCAGCAGACGCCGCUCCACCUUCCUCCUUUGCCGUCAAGCAAUCCCACGAUCCCAUUUCACCCGUCCAGCGAGCAUACGAUUCUCCCGCCGCACCACCUUACCCACAACAUCCCUCCGAGCGCAGCCUUCCCAACCACUCCACCCCAAUCGGCGACCAAUUCUCCUCCCCCUCUCCCCACAACCAAACUACCGGCUCCAUCCCCGUCGCACUCGCCCCAGGCCCUCGAUCUCCCUCACCCUCUCCCGCCCAUCGCGUCUUCGCCACCUCCCUCGACGAUCUCUUCGCCCGCGACGCCUCCGCAGUCCCCAUGCUCGUCUUCCAAUGCAUCCAAGCCAUCGACCUCUUCGGCCUCGGCACGGAGGGGAUCUAUCGCGCCCCAGGAACCGGCUCGCAAGUCACCCGUCUCCGCAACGCCUUUGACACACUGCCACCCAACCACCCUUCUCUCGACUUCCGCAAUCCCGCGAAUUUCGGCCACGAUGUCAACUCCGUGGCGAGUCUGUUGAAAUCCUUCUUCCGGGAACUGCCGGAUCCGCUGUUCACGCGCCAUCAAUACAGCCAGUUUAUCGACGCAGCGAGACAUGAAGACCCCGGCGUGAGGAGAGACGCCCUGCAUCAGGGCAUCAACGACUUGCCGGAUCCGAAUUAUGCUACUUUGAGAGCGCUUGUGCUGCAUCUGCAUCGGGUGAUGGGGAAUGAGGAGAGGACGAGGAUGGGGAGCGGGAAUUUGGCGGUCUGUUUUGCACCUACCCUCAUGGGCAACCACACCGGCCCACAGAUCAGCGACGGUGCACUGCAGCAGAGAGUGGUGGAGACGAUUUUGGCGAAUGCGACGGCAAUCUUCGAUGAGGAUUGA
Zymoseptoria tritici IPO323 is the source of this 2147-nucleotide messenger RNA. It is a transcript of the gene Rgd1, whose product is annotated as Rho GTPase-activating protein. Gene Ontology annotation, cellular component: cytoplasm. The record is from RefSeq and is a predicted model, not a curated record. The transcript is spliced from 4 exons. Gene Ontology annotation, biological process: regulation of GTPase activity; signal transduction. Lineage: Eukaryota; Fungi; Ascomycota; Dothideomycetes; Mycosphaerellales; Mycosphaerellaceae. Bases 75 to 2147 code for a protein of 690 amino acids.